UGGACUGGCAGGACGACACAGACCAUUACAUCAUGGUCAUGGAGCGGCCUUCACCUUGCAUGGACCUGUCUAGCUUCAUCAAGCUCCACGGAGGAAGCCUCGAUGAAGCAAUGGCACGACAAGUCAUGCAACAGGUGAUUGAUGCUGCUAUCGUUUGCAGCAAGCGCGGUGUCUUCCAUCGGGACAUCAAACUGGAGAACCUGCUGCUGAACCGGGACACCAUGGAAGUUAAAUUGAUUGACUUCAAGUGUGCUGCGCUUAUGAAGAAAUUUGCCUACGAAUUAUUUUGUGGCACAAGAGCAUACUGUCCACCAGAGGUCAAUGUGAAGGGCAGGUACCAUGCAAAACCGAUGACGGUGUGGUCAUUGGGUGUCCUACUGUUUAAAAUGGUGUGCGGAUAUUAUCCCACAGACCUCGACCUGCACUUGAUCAGUGAGAAAAACUGGACCAGACCUGAGCUGUCAAGAGAAUGCUGCCAGAUGAUUUGCGCUUGUCUGGAGCCUGAGCCACAGCAGAGACUCAAUCUGGAGAAGAUGCGUCUCCAUGACUGGUUUAAGGUCCUGGAGUAAGACCACAAGAACAUCAGAAGACAACUCCUGUCACAACCUUAUUGACAAUUUUACAACA
This is a messenger RNA of Carassius auratus (goldfish), 627 nucleotides long. RefSeq names its product serine/threonine-protein kinase pim-2-like. The coding region runs from base 33 to 569 and encodes 178 amino acids. Gene Ontology annotation, cellular component: cytoplasm. Lineage: Eukaryota; Metazoa; Chordata; Actinopteri; Cypriniformes; Cyprinidae. The record is from RefSeq and is a predicted model, not a curated record. The transcript has 4 exons. Gene Ontology annotation, biological process: regulation of mitotic cell cycle; protein autophosphorylation; negative regulation of apoptotic process. Gene Ontology annotation, molecular function: ATP binding; protein serine/threonine kinase activity.